AUGAGCUCCCGCCAGUCUUCGCAUCCGUCAAAAAGCAAGCCCGCUGGCCGAAAACCGCGACGACCUCUAACCCCCACCAAGAGCGCCCUCAGGACAAGAUCCCAUUCUCCCAAAAAGUCUGUCAGGUUCGAUAUUCCGGGUGAACCCCAGCAGAAACACACGCACUUCCACUCGAAAGCUCCAGCCGCAAACAAGACAGAGCCAUCGAAGCAUCAUCCCCAUACGACGAAGCACACUAUGGCGAAGACGAAGACCGCUUCGAAGGGCAAGGAGAAGGCUCAUAAGAAGGGCGGCGGGAAGGGAAAAGCCUCUGACAAGAGCAGCAACAAGAAAAGUGCCCGUGCCGAGAAGAGAGACGCCGGUCCUUCCACAUCUGCUGAUGAUGAUGAUGGUGAUGACUGGGAGGACGAGGAAGACGGAAUGAUCUGCCUCUUAAGAAAGAUGGGUGUCCGAUCCCGAGAUAUGGCCCCGGUUCUGGCGCCACGCACGGCGGCGGAGAUCCGGCAGCGCGCGCGCCACCUCGACGCGGCCGGCCGGCCGCUGACGACGUCGGGCAUCGCCGAGCUGUACCGCGCGCACCUCGAGGAGACGCCGCGCUUCCGCGGCUACGGCGUGUGCUUCUACGACGGCGGCCGCGGCAUCACGCUGUACCCGGCGGGGGGCGGGGGCGCGGACGAAGAUAGCACCAGCACCAGCACCACAAGCACGAGCAGCACUACGAGCAGCAGAAGCAGCAGCAGCAGCAGCAGCGAGGCGGAAGAGUCCGACUCGUCCGACUCGUCCGACUCGGACUCAGACUCAGACUCAGACUCGGCGAGCAGCGACUCAGACGCAGACUCGGCCGAGAGCGCGCGCGGCGGGCCGCCGACGCUGAUCGACGCGCUGGCGCGGCGGUUCCCGGGGCGCCGGCGGCUGCGGCCGGACGCGUUCUGGACGCCGGCGGCGUGCCGCGCGCUCUCCGUGCUCGAGGCCCGCUACGCCGCCGACAAGUGGCUCCACAUCCAGGCCGAGCUCGCCAACCUGGCCGGCUUCGCCGCCGAGCCCGAGAUGAUCGAGGCCAAGUUCAACGAGGGCGGGGGCGCCGGCGACGAUGGGGAGGAGGAGGGGGGGUAG
Messenger RNA from Durotheca rogersii, 1113 nucleotides. RefSeq lists its product as uncharacterized. NCBI's taxonomy places the organism in Eukaryota, Fungi, Ascomycota, Sordariomycetes, Xylariales, Xylariaceae. The transcript is spliced from 2 exons. The coding region runs from base 1 to 1113 and encodes 370 amino acids. The record is from RefSeq and is a predicted model, not a curated record.